AUACCCAGCCGACAUCAUUUCGCAACGACAGCCCACGGAAGGCAUCAGUAACGGAUGAUAGGUAAUGCAAUCUCGAUGGACUCAUCUCAUCAGCCGAAGAAAUCAACGCUUGCGUGUGAAAAAUGCCGUGUCCUCAAGGUGAAAUGUAUUCGGCCAGAGGAAGGAAAACCUUGCUCUAAAUGUACCAGAUCAAACUCCCAGUGUGUGGUUCCAGAGCCGAAACGGCGAGCUAAAGUACCACAAGGAUCGAAACCGCGACUGGCCGAUCUUGAAUCUAAGCUCACCAAUAUAAUUGGUCUUCUUUCACACUCAAGUGCACCGCAUAGUGGAGUCCAAAACUCGGUUGAAACAGAUCCUGAAUGGCCUCCAAUUCCUGAAUACCUUAAUGAUAGUCCAUACCUACCUGCUGAAUGGAUGAGCCUCGAGUUCCCCGCAGCUUCUGAGGUUGGCGAAAACCCGGAGUUGAACGAGAAUAAGAACAGCGCUGAAAAUACCCCUGAAAAGUCGCCUGACGUAUCCACUGCCUUGGACUCUGCAUGGAUCGCCGAUCUAGGAGUGAAUCCUAUUGUUCUCCAGCAUCUUCUCGAUAGAUUUUGCAGUAUGAGAGCGUACUUUCCAUUCGUGUCGUUCUCAUACACUUGGACUGCAGCAUCAAUGAGGGAAGACCGCCCUUUCCUAUUGCUUGCAGCAGUUGCUGCUGCUUCCUCAAAACACUGCCACCUUCAAGAUGAUCUGAUACGGCGGUUCAAAGAUACUAUCAGUCAGCGGGUCAUCAUGGCAGGCGAGAAAGAUCUAGAUCUGCUUCAAGGAUUACUUGUCUAUCUUGCUUGGUGCCAUUUCGACUUUGUUCCAGGAAAUCGACAAGACUAUCUGUACUUACAGAUCGCAAUCAGCAUGGUGGUUGACCUUAAUAUCGACCAAGAGAUCGCUGAUUUGCUUGACCAUCGGACCGAGUUGAGUGAUACUUAUAUCCUUGAAGCAUGCCGUGCUUAUCUAGGCUGCUAUUACAUGUCUAACAUAAUAGCAAUGUGCUCGGGAAGACCAAAUAACCUCAAAUUUCACAAUAACAUGCUACGCUGUGCUAUGCUGCUACAAAAACGGCCAGAAUUCGAGACAGAUCUCAUGAUAUAUCCAUUGACGAAACUCCUACAAUUUGCCGAGGAAGUCUGCGAGACUUACCGAGCAGAACGAAUUCUAGGGGGCCGGCUGCACAUCCAUGCUGAAAGAUUUGCGGCGCGGCUAGAAGACUGGUGGUCCUCUUUAACAGAAGAUCUACGCAAUACAGUAUUGCUGAAUAGUGGCUAUCACACCGUUAAGAUUCGUAUUCAGGACAUGGGAUUGGUAUAUCGCUAUGGGCAAAGAAGAUCGCCUCCUCCACAGCCGCAGGAAGAUUCCACUUUGUCAUUGAUGCCUCCAAUGAUCGCCGGCAAUCUGAUCAAGUGCGUUAACUCAACAAAAGAAUCUAUUGAUUCUUUUCUUGAUAUAUCGGUUGCGGAGUACAAUAGUUUGUCAUUUCCCUUGUGGUACCAGGUCAUUUUGACUUUAUUUGUUCUUUACAGGUUGUCAGUGGCACUUCCAGAAGUCCCCGAAUGGAAUGUGGAAAUUGCACAGCAAACUGUGGAUUUACAAGCAUACUUGGACACGCUGUUUUCUCGUCUACGGAUUAUAGAACCAUGUCUAGGCCGACAAAUACCCACCAAGAGCCUCUUUUCAAGGCUUUACGAGGUCAUAGGAAGUGUAAAAGCAUCCUAUGCACUGGCAAAAGAGAAUCCCGCAGAGAUCUGCGAUAGUCGCCAUGCUCAUCACGAGCUUAAGGACCCAAACAACACAGUCUCACUUGUUCAAAGACUACACCGCUGCCCUGCAUUACGGUAUUCAAGCCGCCAUGUCGCGCCGGCUCCGGGUCAGCAUACACUACAAAAUGCUAUUUCUGCGGAAUUGCAGAAGAUAGAAGAUGAAAAAGUUUUGGACGACCUCUUGAUGCUAGGGGGCUCUAGUCUUACAAGUGCAUAUAAUGAGUUUCUAUAAGCUAUGCAUGGUAUA
Messenger RNA from Talaromyces stipitatus ATCC 10500, 2043 nucleotides. RefSeq lists its product as uncharacterized. The record is from RefSeq and is a predicted model, not a curated record. The transcript is spliced from 6 exons. Bases 55 to 2028 code for a protein of 657 amino acids. Gene Ontology annotation, molecular function: zinc ion binding; transcription cis-regulatory region binding; DNA-binding transcription factor activity, RNA polymerase II-specific. Gene Ontology annotation, biological process: regulation of DNA-templated transcription. Lineage: Eukaryota; Fungi; Ascomycota; Eurotiomycetes; Eurotiales; Trichocomaceae. Gene Ontology annotation, cellular component: nucleus.